Aspergillus tanneri is the source of this 2202-nucleotide messenger RNA. Its product is annotated as phosphatidylinositol-4- kinase. Gene Ontology annotation, biological process: phosphatidylinositol-mediated signaling; phosphatidylinositol phosphate biosynthetic process. The transcript is spliced from 5 exons. Gene Ontology annotation, molecular function: 1-phosphatidylinositol 4-kinase activity. The record is from RefSeq and is a predicted model, not a curated record. The coding region runs from base 1 to 2202 and encodes 733 amino acids. NCBI's taxonomy places the organism in Eukaryota, Fungi, Ascomycota, Eurotiomycetes, Eurotiales, Aspergillaceae. Gene Ontology annotation, cellular component: cytoplasm; plasma membrane.
AUGGGUCUUGCACAAACAAAUGGCCACCCCUUGGCCAGGGAGCUACACUUCCGUAUUAUACUGUUCGGCUUAAAAGUUUUGAAGCACUCUGGCUCAGAUAUUGUCUCUUUGUGGAAGCUUAAAGAUAAAAUCCUGACUGCCGCCCUAAGUUGGUUUAAGCACGCUCCCAGAUGGUCUUUUGGAGGUAAUCGAUUACAAGUGAAGACUGAGGAUAAGAUAAUUGGAGACGUUAUGUCUGCUUUGGAAAAUGUUGCUAGCAUUGCGUGUCAUUCACACGGCCCAUACAAGUCUCUACAGGCAAAGCAAGACCUCCUCCAUAUCCUCCUGGAGAACGAAAGAUCACGCCUCAAAGUCUGGCUUUAUCCACUGGACCCAGAUCGUAAACAUUACAUAUCUCAAUCUACUGGAAACAGGAACCUUACUGAGGAGGCAAAGUCUUUGCUACGACUUGCUUGGACUGAGGACACGGGGUUAGCUAUCCAACUCGCUUCACGCUUUCCAUCAGCGAAGCUGAGGAACGAGAUUCGCUGGUUACUACUCAACUUUCCUGACAAGGUCAUCGGCGAACCGAGUAGCCUAGAAAUCAUGUUCGGUGCAGCGCUUCCUGCGGACAUCUCGUUUCAAUUGAAGUAUCUGCUAUAUUGGGCGCCUGUCAACCCAACUGAAGCUCUGACAUACUUUCUGCCAGCGUACGGCAAUCAUCCAUACAUUUUGCAGUACGCGAUGAAAGCCCUGGAAAGCCACUCUAUUGAUGUUCGUUUCUACUUUGUUCCACAGCUAGUCCAGGCUCUUAGAUACGACACACUGGGCUAUGUAGAGCGCUAUAUUCUGGAGACAGCUAAGCUGUCCCAGUUGUUUGCACAUCAGGUGAUUUGGAACAUGAAAGCUAACUCUUACAAAGAUGAGGAUUCCCAGAUACCGGAUCCACUGAAACCAACACUGGACGGCUUUAUGGAAACAUUGAUAACAAGCUUUACCAGCGAAGAGAGAAGCUUUUAUGAACGUGAAUUCUCUUUCUUCAACGAUAUCACUGGGAUUUCUGGGAAACUUAGACCGUAUAUCAAAAAGAGUAAGCCCGAGAAGAAGGAGAAGAUUGAAGAAGAGCUCCGUAAGAUCAAGGUGGAGGUUGGUGUGUAUCUCCCCAGCAAUCCAGAUGGCGUAGUUGUUGGAAUUGAUCGCAAAUCUGGAAAGCCCCUUCAAAGCCAUGCAAAAGCACCUUACAUGGCAACUUUCCGGAUUCGAAAGACCAGGGCUCGUGUGGAUCCAGACUAUGCUCCACACCAGAAGCUGGGAACGAGUUCUCCAGAUACCUCAGCGUCCGACGUGCAUCACGAACCUUACGAAGUUUGGCAAUCAGCUAUUUUCAAAGUCGGUGAUGACUGCCGUCAAGACAUGCUGGCUCUGCAAAUGAUUGCGGCGUUUCGAAGUAUUUUUGCUAACAUUGGUCUUGAUGUUUGGGUAUUUCCUUACCGAGUUACCUCGACAGCUCCUGGGUGCGGUGUAAUUGAUGUCCUUCCUAAUUCUAUUUCUCGGGACAUGUUGGGCCGUGAGGCCGUGAAUGGCCUUUACGAUUAUUUCAUAUCAAAGUAUGGAGGAGAAGAUUCAAUACGGUUCCAGGAAGCACGCACCAAUUUUGUUAAGAGUAUGGCUGCUUAUUCUGUCAUCUCUUAUCUCUUGCAGUUCAAGGACCGACAUAACGGGAACAUCAUGGUUGACGAUGCGGGCCACAUUAUACAUAUUGAUUUCGGGUUUUGUUUUGACAUUGCGCCCGGAGGUGUGCGUUUUGAACGCGCUCCUUUCAAGCUGACCUCGGAAAUGGUUGCUGUAAUGAGCGGCACCCACCAUGUUCAUGCCAAUGGUCCUGGCAGCUCAGGCGGCGCAUUCAGUCUGCCUGGGGGUGGAUCUUACAGUCCUACAACUACUCAACCAUACCGCUGGUUUGAAUCGCUAGUUGUAAAGGCGUUUCUCGCAUCGCGUCCGUACAGCACAAAGCUGUCCCACAUCGUCUCAUUGAUGCUUGACAGCGGUCUACCAUGCUUUAAGCCUGACACGCUGAAAAACUUCCGCGACCGCUUUGUCCUCGAGAAGAGCGAAAGAGAAGCAGCCGAGUACAUGCGCGAACUUGUCCGUAAAUCUUAUAUGAGCGUUUCCACCAAAGGAUAUGAUCAAUUCCAGCUGUUGACAAAUGGCAUUCCGUACUAG